Cimex lectularius (bed bug) is the source of this 6483-nucleotide messenger RNA. RefSeq names its product tyrosine-protein kinase Btk29A (gene Btk29A). Gene Ontology annotation, biological process: peptidyl-tyrosine autophosphorylation; intracellular signal transduction. The transcript is spliced from 19 exons. Lineage: Eukaryota; Metazoa; Arthropoda; Insecta; Hemiptera; Cimicidae. Bases 540 to 2516 code for a protein of 658 amino acids. Gene Ontology annotation, molecular function: non-membrane spanning protein tyrosine kinase activity; protein binding; ATP binding. The record is from RefSeq and is a predicted model, not a curated record.
AACAUUAAUAAAGGAUGCAUUGGUUAUGAAAACAGAGAAAACCUGUUGAAUUACAUUCCGGCCUCUGAUAGUUUGUACAGAUUUUUUUUUUCAUUUCGAGUCGGAAAUUAAUCAAUUAUUUUUUAUCAUAUUUCUACACCGCUUCUCGUCUCCGUGCCAGCGAGUUUCAAAAUAAAUACCUCUACAUGAUAUGUGCAUUAUCGGCAGCAGUGAAGAUAUUUCCUUAGUUUUCAACUGACAUGGUAACUUUGCCAAGACAAUUAAAGUGGGAGGAGAUGCUUCCAGGUGAAACAAGAAAACAUUAAAUAAAUUAAACUGGACUCCCCUUCAGCUGUGAAAAUUCUCCAGUUCUGGUGCUUAAAACAUAUGAGUUUUCGCUUUAAUUGGCUGAAAUGUCACCAUGAUCGUUAUGAUCUUCAGUGUGACAUUGUUUUAAUCAUUUUAAGAGGUCUUUCCCCUACUUUGUCGAUUAUUAAAUAGAUGAAUACAAAAUAGAAAAACUGCAGUUGUUUAAGAAAAACACAAAGACUGUUCGAUGCAUGUUAAACUUUUCACUGAUUCUUGGAUUGGAACAUUGGUUGUGGUUGGAUAAUUACAAAACUGUAAUGGCCGGAAAUGAUGAUGAUGAAAUUAUUAAACAAGGGCUGAUGAUAAAAAGGUCUCAAAACAAAAAGCGAUUCACUCCUGUAAAUUAUAAACAGCGUUGGUUUACUUUAACUAGGAAACAAUUGGUGUACUAUGAUACUGAAGGAGAUAAACGCAAAGAAAGGGGUAAAAUUCUGUUGAGUUCAGUCCGGUUUGUGGAAAUAGCAAACCUACAAGACAGCAGCGGGGAAAAUUCAGUGCCUCAGGGUUCACCACUUCAAGUGGGAUACACGGAGUCUGGACAAGAUUAUACGCUCUAUUUGCUCGCGAGCAAAUCACAGGAAAGGGAUGACUGGAUUAAUGUACUGCGAUCAACUUGCGGUGAAAAUUCUGAUGUAAGUACUACUUACCAUUGUGGGUUGUGGAACGGAAAACGCUGGACUUGUUGCCGUGUGUCUACCAGGACAGUCGCUGGUUGCACAAAUACUACAGUCUGGUCAACAACUCAAACUAUACGUGAAACCAAUUCAGCUUCACCUAGUAGUCAAGCAAUGCCUGGAGGUACAUCUGCUAAUAAAUUCAAAGAACCUAUGACUCGUCCGAAAGUAGUUGUUGCCCUUUAUCCUUUUAAAGCCAUCGAAGGGGGUGACUUAUCAUUAGAAAAGGGAGCAGAGUACGAAGUAUUGGAUGAUUCACAGGAGCAUUGGUGGAAGGUUAAGGAUAGCCAUGGAUCUAUCGGCUACAUACCAAGUAAUUAUGUGAAAGAGAAAGAGUUAUUGGGAUUGCAAAAAUAUGAGUGGUACGUUGGAGAUAUGUCCAGACAAAGGGCAGAAUCUCUUCUCAAACAAGAGGAAAAAGAGGGUUGUUUUGUUGUGAGAAACUCUUCAACUAAAGGCCUUUAUACUCUUUCUUUAUAUACAAGAGUUCCCCAUGCCCAUGUGAAACAUUAUCACAUAAAACAAAAUUCUCGGGGUGAUUUUUUCUUAUCAGAAAAACAUUGCUGCCCUUCAAUACCAGAAUUGAUAAACUACCACCGACAUAAUAGUGGGGGCUUGGCUUCUCGCUUAAAAACAUCCCCUUGUGAUCGGCCCGUUCCACCGACAGCAGGUCUAAGCCAUGACAAGUGGGAAAUAGAUCCAGCAGAACUGAUUCUUUUAGAAGAGCUUGGCUCAGGGCAGUUUGGAGUUGUAAGAAGGGGGAAAUGGCGAGGUUGUAUUGACACCGCAGUAAAAAUGAUGAAAGAAGGUACAAUGUCAGAAGAUGACUUUAUUGAGGAAGCAAAAGUGAUGACGAAAUUACAACAUGGAAAUUUAGUUCAAUUAUAUGGUGUAUGUAGUAAACAUAGACCCAUAUAUAUAGUAACCGAAUAUAUGAAACAUGGAUCUCUCUUAAACUAUCUUCGACGUCAUGAAAACACUAUUGCUGGCAAUGUAGAUCUUUUACUUGAUAUGUGCAUCCAGGUCUGUAAAGGAAUGGCAUAUCUUGAACGUCACAAUUACAUACACAGAGAUUUGGCUGCUAGAAAUUGUCUCGUGGGCCAUGAAAAUGUAGUAAAAGUAGCAGAUUUUGGUUUAGCGAGAUAUGUUCUCGAUGACCAGUACACAAGCUCUGGUGGCACUAAGUUCCCAAUAAAAUGGGCACCUCCUGAGGUUCUUAAUUAUACGAGAUUUUCUUCUAAGUCAGAUAUAUGGGCAUAUGGAGUUUUAAUGUGGGAAGUGUUUACAUGUGGAAAGAUGCCGUAUGGACGGUUAAAAAACACAGAAGUCGUGGAGAGAGUUCAAAGGGGAAUUAUUCUAGAGAGGCCUCCUGAUUGUUACAAAGAAGUAUAUGAUAUAAUGCGCCAAUGUUGGUCACAUUCUCCAGAAGACAGACCAUCAUUCAGAGCUUUGAAAGAACAGUUAACCAUCGUUGGACAAAGCAUCGCAGAUUGACAGGUUUCUCUCGAUCCUUGUCCAUUUUGUGCUAUUAUUAACUCACCUGCUUUCUCAACUGUUUUCCAAAGUUUGCAACGACAUUAUGAACAUUGAUAAUAACUAAAUUUAAUCUUAACAUGUGAUUUUUAAGAGUGCAUUUAUAUGUUCCCUUUGCUCAUUUCAGUUUGAAUCUCAGGGAUGUAACAUGGGUAAAAAAACACAAUCGGUAUUCUGUAGUAGUAGUUUGUUUUAGUUAUGGGCUGACAGCCCUUUGAGUAUAAUUUUUUCUCCAUAAAAAGAUAAAUCUUUCGUAAAAACUUACAAUUAAUUACACAAAUAAUAAAAUGUUUGAACCAAGGGGAAAAGCUUCAUUUGCCGAACUCGCAAGAGAACUACACUUCCGGGGUUAACUAAUCGGGGGAGAAAAUUCAACUUGAUAAGAGAACUCUACAUUGAAUUGUUCUCAGAUGAGGGGUUCAUACCAGUUUAUUGAAAAUAAAACCAACUCCUGUUGAUCAAUUCAUAUCAGUCUCAAGUAGUCAUGGAUUGAAAAGUUUACAACCACAAUUGAUUUUCCUGUUUAACUCUUUAUUCCUUAUUUCUCUCGUUCUGUUUGUUUUCCUCUUAUUUUCUUUAAGGUUCUGCUUUGUUCCUAUGUAAAAAUUCAUCAAACGGGCUUCUUGUUUCUCCUGAGUUCCUUUUACAUAAAUCAAGAUUUAAAACAUUCUUUCUUGUGUAGGGCACAAUCUAAAGUGAUGCUAAACCUCGGUUCCUUGAGAAAUUUUUGGAAAUGUUUAAACGCAUUAUUACUAGUAAUUCUGUAUUUAAACAAACAACCUUUUUAUGUUUUUAAUAUACGAAAGUUAAUAUCUUUUAAUGAUGCCAUUAAUAAUUUUAUAGGUUAUUCUUUAUGUAAGAAUAACCAUAACAGGAGUAUUUGCAGGACACUGUUUUUAAAUAAAAAUAUUUCUUUUGAAUCAAUUUUACUUUAUCGUGGCUUAAUUUUGUAAUAGCUUUUUGUUUAUCUUUGGCCCACAUAAAUUUAGGCCAGAUGUUAGAGGAGCAUAGUCCUUGUUUAAAUUUAAAACAAAUUAAUUUUCUUAAUUUAUCCAGAACAGUUUUCAAGUAUAUUUGGGUAUCUAAUAGCAAUUUUUUUAAAAGUCAACGCCUGCUUCUUGGUGCAUUGCAAAUCACUAAUAAAAUUUUAGAAAAAGCUUUUUUCCACCAAUUAAUUUAAUUACACUAAAGUCAGAGAUAAAAUAUGACUUGGUAACAUUCAUUCUUAGGAGGAAAAAAUGUUAAACUAUCCAAAUAAGUCAAGAAAAGUAUAUAAAGGGCACUGGAUAAGAAUGAUCUCAGUCCUCAAAAACGGGAUUUGGAUAAAAUUCAAAUUAUAACUAAUUAAUUGCAAAUUAUGGUUUUAGGUUCAAGGAAAAAAUUAUCUAAACACAAUCUUUUGUUCAGAAAAUUAUAUUUAUUAGAACAGCAAAGAACAUUUAAAAUAGGUUUUCAAUAGAAUUUUUAAAAAAGCAUUUCAAAAUGUUUACCAAAUUGUACAGACAAAAGUCACUUUUCCUUUGGAUCAGUCAAUCAAUGUAUCAUCCACACUUUCUUUUAUGGAGGCCAAUCGUUUAUAGAAAUUUGUAGCCUACUGUCCUUCAAGUAUUUCUUCUAUUUGUACAAAUUGUCCUAUUUGGCCUUCAAGAUCGAGGUGUCUGGUAUACAAUUUUUUUCAAAAAUUAAGACUAUUGGCUUCAAAAUUUUUCUUGCAAAAAAUAAAAAAUUCAUUUUGUGGAAAACUUUCCAAUUUCAGUCCCUGGGACUUGUCACUGCCAUUUUAUAUUCUCAGACCACAAGCUCAUUUCUUACAAAAACUGGACUGUUGGUUCUUCUCCAGCACCCUUAGAACUGAAAAGUUUUUCAAAGCUGCAUAUGAGUUUGUUAUUAUAUUUUUACAAUAUUUUCAGCUAUUAACCAAUUUUGCCAUUUUUAAAUUGUGAUUUAUUUUGCUGUGAUUGAUUUGUUUUAAUUAAUUCUUAUUUAGCAAAACGGUUAAUAUUUUUUUCGAUCAAUUAAAUGCAAUAACCUUAAGAAGUAUGUGUAUCGGUGGUCUCAAUUAAUAUAUAUUAAGUUAAAUUGUUAACAAAAAGUUUUAUUCUAUAACUUUCCGUGAAAACAAUAAUGAAUGUUUUGACUGAACUGAAUUACAAAAAUAUCAAGGAGUGAGAAUUGUAAAAAAAAUAAAUAAAUAGGUUGAUGAUUUAAUUUAUAAGUUGCUUAUAAUACCGAUUUUUCAACAGUGUAUAUAUUCCAUUUAAAAGUUUUCUUCAAAUUAUCCACGGUACAAUAAUUUUAAACAUCGCUGUUCAUAUUUUCUUUUUAUAAUUUUCUUUUGGAAAAACAAGUUCUAUCAUUUCUAGUUUAAUUCGUUGAGAGCAUAGGAUUCAAUGUGUGAGACAAUUUAUUAAUUCAGGCCCAGGAAAUGUUUUAGUGCCUGACACAGUAGUCAGCGUGAUAAGUGCUUAUUGAUUUUGAUUCUAUAUUAACCUUUUUAAUUUAUCGUGAGAUUUCCUCCUAUGGUGUGCAUAGUUGAUCAUUAAUUAUCAUUUUGGUCUGCCUAUCCUACUGUCAAACCUACCCAAUGAGGAUAAACAGAACAAAAUAAUCGGUAAUGAUCAAAAUACAGGGUUUUAUUAUAGUUUCCACUGCCCUUUUGCAUUCCAUAACAAUAUCGUUUGUAAUAAAUAGUUAAUUAGCUCCAUUACACUUAAUUCAUUUUUACCAUUUCAGAUAUUAUUUUUUUGAUUUGAAGUAUAAUUCACUGUUGACAAACCGGUAUAAACUUUUCGAUAUAACUAAUCGUGGGGGCCUCAUUAUGUAUUACCCUACAAAUUUGUCAUGAUUAACUUUAAUAAUAGCUAGGUGAAAAAUCAUGCAAAUCAGGCAUGUUUUUUUUUUAUCAUUAUGGUUUUUGUACUUUAGCAUUUGGUACUGGAAUAAAAAGUAGUUACUGUACAGAGUUGAUACUAUGCCUAAACAUAUUCAAAAUUAUACUUAUGAAUAGCAGCAAUUAAAAAAAUUGAUGUUUUUAGAAAAAAUGCUAUUAUAACUAGUAUUAUGAAUGUAAUAUUCAGGCUUUUAAGACGGUAGAAUAACAAAUAUAAUAUGACUUUCUAUACAUCAUGAUUUUCAGUUCUUAUAUAUAUGAAACAUUGACCAACAUACUGGUGAAUAUAUAAAUUUUUUUUUUGUUAAAACAAAAGUAGCUUUUUUUAUUGAUGACAUAAUGCUGGAACGUUUUGUUUACCAUUAAUUUUAUUAAAAUUGUAGAUUUUAUUGAAUUAAUGUUACAUGCUUUUACUCAUUUAAACUAACCAAAUUGGGUCUGAAUUAUUUUGCUUGCGAUCUCUUCAAAUAAAUUAUUAAUGCUUGAAGUCAAGACUUGGCGAUGUUAUUUUGUCAAAUUUGCUAUUCUAUGUGUAAAAGAAUACCCUUUUGAGUUUUAUGUGUAGCUAAAAUAAUAAUAAUAAUAAUUUAUAAGAAAAAGAGGAUGUGCUUAUUGUGUAGAUAAAUUGUUCCCUUGCAUUGUCAAAAUUGAUUCAAAUUGUAGGCAAUAUAAUAAUGUGGUAUAAUUAAUCAUGAAUGCGUGUUUUGUGUUAUAAUUUUUUUAAACAUUUGGUGUCUUAUAUCAAUAAUUGUCAGUUUUAUUUAUGCAUUUAAUUAAUAUAUUGACAUUAUUUCACUUUUUUAAGUUUAAUAAUGGAACUGAACUUUAGCCAUAUUUAUAGACGAGUAUGUCACUACAGUAUUAUAACCGCUUAAUAUACUUUUAAGUUAAAUAUUGUAAACUGUAUUUUGACUGGAGUAUUUCAAACUGUGCCAUAGUGAAGUGUGCAAUAUUUAUCGUACAUUAUCAUUUUUUUUUUUUUUUUCAUUUGUGCAAGAGUAAUAAUUGCUUGCUUAGCCAUAUUGAGUUUGACUUUAA